AUGGGGCGUCAAGCCUCUCUUCCUCUGUCGCGGCUCUCCGGGCACGCCGGCCAGAUGUCCGCGGCGCGCAUCGCCAUGUUGUCGUCGGCGGUGCUGCAGUUCCCGUACGCGGUGCACAGGAUGGCGAGCAUCGAGCUGCUGACGAGCCACUUCGGCGGCGUGUGGAGAUUCUUGACCAACUGGAACGCGAUUGUUCAAGCACUCUAUUUUGGAAUUGCAUUGCUCAACGACUUAGCAGGCAGCAAUGAAAAAUCUCUGAAGAAACUGCCACUUUUAAGAAGAGUCCGAGAUUAUGUGUAUGCUGCAGUUGCAUUUCCUUUAGCCAUGUUCGUGGGCACGACGUUCUGGUCGCUGAUGGCCAUAGACCGGGAGCUGGUGUUCCCGAAGGCGCUGGACCCCUACUUCCCCACCUGGCUGAACCACGUCUUGCACACCAACAUCAUGCUGUUCGUGCUGCUCGAGAUGGCCACGUCGUUCCGCGCGUACCCCCGGCGUUCCACCGCGCUGGCCGGCCUCAUCGCCUUUGUCCUUGUCUACUUGGCCUGGACUCACGUGAUCUUCUACGUGUCGGGGCAGUGGGUCUACCCAGUGCUGGAGGUGCUGAACGUCUGGCAGCGAGCGGUCUUCUUCCUCGCGAUGAUCUUGUACGCCUGCGUGCUGUACCUGAUAGGGGAGGCCCUCAACUCCUACACCUGGGCCAAAGAACUGCAACAAGUUCAUUCCGGCAAGCAGCAUCAGAGAAAGAAAAAGUAGAAGUUAGAAAUAAUAAGCACAUAUGUGGUACAUAUGUGCUAAAUUUUGAUUAAUACAUUAUCAAAAUCUGAAUGGGAGAUGGUUGUUCAAGAAAUAAGGUUUUUAUUUUUCAUUAUGGUAUGUACUUACAUACAAGAAUUAGUUUGUAAACAUCUAUACUUAAAAGUUUUGUACAAGUCUAUAAUUUAGGUACGUAGUUUAUUUAGUGGGUGUGUGAAACUUGAAAUAUUUGUGAGCUUAAUUUUUCUGUCAAUCAUUAUCAUUGCAAUGUCUAGUACCUAAUUAACAAUCACAUGUGACAAUAAGAGCCUAAAAAUAUUUUGUUAGACUGUAUUUUUUUGCCAGUACAUCACAUUUGUUUAGAAAUAAUCAUUUCUUCUAGGUUUUUUUGUUAUUGUGUGUAAUGUUGCUGGGUGGUCCUGAUGGUCAUGGUAGUGAUGUCAAACUCAUUAACGGGAAUGUUCAUAGUUCAGCUAUGAAGCAUAUGAGGUGUAAUAAAGUAGCUUUGUUCCCAAGAGUUUCUGUAGAUAUAAAAUUAUUUCUUUAAUGAUCUGUCUCGGAUGCCGCGUUGGUUAUUUCAUUUUAUUGCCAUUGCUAUUAUUUGAAGGUUUUUAAAUUUACAUACAUAUCUAAAGAUCAUCCAAUAGUAGUUAAAAGUCACGCUAGUGCUUAAAAUUAUUUUCACUUCGUGACAACUCUAAAAUUACUUUCAGUAAAUAUCUGGUGAGAGAGUUUGUGAUCCAACUACAAUUGCAAGACAGCUUUCAGAGUAAAUUUACAGGAAAAUCCCUUAGUCAAUAGUAAUGCCAAGGAAAUUGAACAACUAACUUGAGAUGUGAGGCCAAACCCUAAGAGUGUGUUAUUGCAUAGGUACUGUGUUUCAAGUUGACUGCUUUAGCAUUUAAAGUUCAAAUUUUUUAACAUUCCAAAACAAAGUUUUUUCUUCAGGGAUCUUGAUGAAAUUUUUAUGUAGUUGCAGCAAAACUUUGGGAACAUUAUAAACAGUUUUUCAUGGCUAAUAAUGUGGUUUCACAAUCCUAAUGCUGUUUAAUUAAUGGAAACAGAAAUACAGCUAUGCAAAGUACAAAACUUAAUACAUAUUUCAUACAUGAUUUUGAAUUCUUAGAUAUGAGUUUUAAUUCUCAGGUCAAUAUUUUUAUUUUUAUUUUAAAGUUGUGUGAUGAUCUGUAGUGUUCUCUCUCAGGUACUGUUACUUAUUGAAGGUGUGAAUGUAUUUUUCAUGUAGGUUAAAGGAUACUUAGAUUGGUAAUCAACUUUGAAAUUUUUUUUUGUUAUUCUCUUAAGGGGUAUUAGACCCUGCCAUAUUGGAUUUUCACAUCUUUUUGCUAUGAUUCUAAUUUUGAACUAUUUAUCCCAAUUUAUCCCAGACCUUAUGUACCUUGUUGCAAACACACAUUUACUAACAGGCUCUAGUCUGUAAGCGGUGCAAGGAAAUAACUUAUUUCAUGCUGGCGACUACAACUAUCGUGACAAUCACACCAGUUCACAAGUGUUGACUUCAACAAGCAGCCAAAGCUAAGUACUGUGCCACGGCAAACCAAAAAAUUUAGCACGUAAGAUUCACUGCAAGCAGUAUCAAAAUAUUUGAAAUUUAAAGAUGGAGAGGCCUGAUCCCCUAACUUGCUAACAGCCACACCCACCAUACGUACACAUACACUAAAGUAGCAAUGUUUCUUUGAGAGUAUCGAUAAGUUAGUCUGUUAUUUAAUGAAGAGCAGGUUCUUUGUCUGUGACAAUUUUCUUUUACAAUCCACUCGUAUCACAUUAGAAUGGUUGCUGAUUUUAAAAUGUGUGGCUAAUUUGAAUUACAUUAGCAAUGUAAAGGUUAUUUCACCAAAUUUGAUUGUUCUACACUAGCUCAAGUAUCUAUCUAUCAAUUUCGGGAUUUUUUUUACCUGCGAAGUAUUAAACUAGUUCAAAUGACUGAAUACCAUUUAAACAUUAGCUUCGAGUCGAGAGGGCGUUGAAAUCUGACUUCACCAUGUCCCAGUAUGUUGUCAGCUGGAACAGAUUUAAAGCGAUGUUCAAUGUGAAUUCUGGUUGUUUAUCAAGAACGACGUGCAGGAGUUAAUGUCAGGUUAGCUGAAAUGCACUGCAUUGGUGUGGGUGAGGCUAAGUGAUAUUGCUGACCUCUGCUCUCCUGAUUUAGCACAUGCCAACUCAGCCGUGUCGAGGAAAUACUUUUUCCCCUUUGGAAUUAAAAUGGUGACCUCAAAUUUUCAUCGGUAAAAAAAUCUUUACAGUUAAUUAUAUAUAGAUUAAUUUAUGAUAUUUAUGUACUUUCUGGCUAUGUCUGUAAAUGCUUAGUUUGAACAUUUUUAUAAGUAAUUUCACUUACUUUUAACAUUCUUCUUGGAUGUGGCAUGCAGACAUAAAUUGUAAAUGGAAUAAAUUUUUAUGUCUUAAAUGUAAAUAAUAACUAAAUUUCUAUGGGGGAAAAAUGUAUCAAUAAAGUAGUUUAUGACACUCCUUAGCAGUGCAGAUUUCAUGAGUUAUUCAGUUAAAUUGUAAAGAAUAUUAAUAUAAUUAUAUCCAGUCCAUCAAGGGAUGGCUCAACUGUGAGCAAUUGCACUUUGAUUGGUAGCAUCGGUUGAUUCUCUUCGCACACUGGUUGGAUGCAAAUGUAGUCUCAAACAGUUUACAAUACCCAUGUAGCGACAGAUAAGUUCAUAUAAGAAUAACCUGCGGCAGCAUGAAUGUUUGGCUUUUAUGUUUCAGCAGAACAUUUAUCGACAUGUUAGAGCAGCAGUGUUUGAAUGAGAGUAUGUGAACAUAAUGUAAUUGGCGUGGUCAAACUGUCAUGUUACAAGAGUAAAUUACUAUAUCAUGUAGUUUGUAAAAAGAAAUUGACUUGUCUGCAGACUUUUUUCGUAGUGAAUUAGGAAAAAAAUGGUACAAUUUGCAGAGAAAUGUAAAAAUAGGAAAAUAAUAAUAAAAUAUUAUAGUUUUUUAUAGGAUUAUUGAAUACUUUAUUAAAGUGAAAACAAAAAAAACUCUAACUCAACUAUUAAAGGUGUGUGAAGUGUUACAUAUUUUACAGAGUCUAUUGGUAUGUGUGGCUGUUUAACCAAAAUAUAAAAUAAAUAAAUAAUAAUUCUGUUAAUCAAUAGUGAAACACAUUUUUUGUUUGGAAAACUUAGUACGUAUACUAUAUUUACUACAUGUUUACUAUAAUGGAUAAUGUAAUACUAGACUCUACAGUAAGUUAAAUCUUCAUUUGUAAUAUGUAAGUAGGCCUACAAAUACAAACCACAUGAUGAUGUUAGUGUACGGUAGUGUAGUGUACUUACUAUAGUGUAAAGGUAGGUUAACUGAAAAAUUAAAUUCCUUUAAUACGUAAAUAAAUUCCUAGUGUGGUGGAGUUAAAUUGAACUUAAUUGCAUAUUGUUACAUAAAUAGAUUUUAAGCUCUUUGUAGAAAUAUUAUUUUUCCAGCAUUCAAUAUUUGUUUUUGGGGCAAAAGCUUUGCUGAUUGUUUUAUUUUGGUUAAUUAUUAUAUGCUUUUAUGUUGUGGUCAAUGUUGUAGGUCUUUCAGAAUAUUUUAUAUGCAUUAUUUAUAUGUAUUUUAUUUUUCAGUGAUAUUUUUGUAAAAAGAAAUUAAUUAACAGUACAGUUAUUAUAAUAUUAGUACUAUUCUCAUUUUUUUUAGAAGAAUUAUGUGGUUGUGUCAUUUAUGUAUUUUUACACAAUGCACCUUGACAGAGUGAAGUUUGUUGUGAACACGUUUUCAAAUGUACACAGUGUGUGUACCAUUCUUGCCAACAUGUUAUUGCUAUUACGUGUAAUAUAUGCCUAUCUCCCAGUCUUAGUUCUAUAGUAAAAAACAAUUUAAUGUUUCGAGUAUGGCUAAGGUGUGUUUGUGGUUGGUCAGUUGGUUGAAAGUGCUGUGGUGACUUUAUGGGCCAUGUCUUGAUUUGUAAUUUUCCAACCAUCCCAUUUUCUGUGAAGAUGAUAUUUUCAUGUUCUGUAAUGAACAAAGCGUACUGUACUAAUGUUUCCUAAAAAUAUAAAUUGCAUCACUGUAUUUUCCCUCCAUUUUAUCUACUCAUAAAGGAAAUUUAUAUUUAUUUCAUCUUCUAUGAUUUACACUAGUUUAUAGUUUUUUUAUCAUGAUUCAGUUUCACAUCAGCUGCAACAUUGGGUUGGUGAUGGUGGUGUUUGGUUCGUUUCCCUAUAUUCACAACAACAAAUUAAUUAAAGGCAGGAAUUUAUAAUUCGGUAACCGGAUUGGGAGUGAAGAGAAAUAUUUAGGUAUGUGGUGGGGGAACCGAUACAGGAGGAAACGGCAGGCAGGGGAGAGGUAGAAAUGACGCAGCAUACUUGCACACUUGCGCAAUAGCGUAAUUUAGUUCUCACAUACUUGCAUACUUCCAUAUAUAUAAAAUUUCAGCCAAUUUUCUUACAACUAACAAUAUAAUGAGCAAGAAGUUUCACUUCUGUCACACGUGGACUCAUGCACACAUUUUUUUUUAAUUGGUGGUUUGGGACAGCCAGGAAUGAUCUGGCACGUUACAUUAUCAUUAAUUACAUAACCCAGCCAUUGUCGUUUUUUAAAAUGUUAGCAGUAGUUUAUUAAUUACGUAACAUAUUGUGUGUGUUGAAGCAGACAUUUGUUGCUUAAUGUGAAUGCUCCGUCGUCUGCAGUUAUCCGUGUGGAUAAUUGUUCAUGUGUUUACUUCUGACUGUCACUUCUUGGGAUCUGUUAAUUAAUACCGGACUAUGAUAAUGUUGAUAAGAUUAAAAAUGGUACGUUAUUUACACUUUGUCAUGCAAAUAAAUGGAUACAUAAUCAACAACCAAAAUUAUAGCAAUAAACGCACAAAUAUAUUAUGGCAAGGUAGAUCCCUCGUUAAGUAUGCUGAUAAGUAGGGGGCCAUGCACUUUUUGCAAAAAGAUUUUUAGACCAGCCCACUUGCAAAAGCAUGACUGUGAAACGGGUUUAAUGUCAAAACUAUGUUUUAUGGAAAAAUUUCUAUGUAUUUUAAAGUUUUCUGCUUAUUGCAUGCAUGUAGGCCAAAAUAAGGGCAGUACACAACAUAGCAUCACAACAUAGCAACACAAGCACUGCAUCCAGAGAUGACGUGUCAAGUAUCACUUUUAUAAAGUCCAUUGCGUAUAAGGUUAUGUGAUUUUCAUUAUGAUGUUACUGCCAGUAAUCACCUAUUUUGAUGUUCUCAUACCAUAUAAAUCUUACUUUGGGUUGUUAGAUGUGAAAAUUACCUCUAUUAUAAUUGCAGCUAUCUUUAAAGUGCUCUGUUGUGUUGGAAAUUACAAAUGGUACCUCAAAAAAUAUUUUCACAUAAGUUGCCAAGCAUUUUUAUGGUUGUGUUAGUUUUUAUUAUAAGUUUUCAUGGGAAAUGAUGGGCAUAUCCAGUGUGAUUUUUCCACUUGACAGUUGACUAAUGUGUGAUGCCUCUUCACUGCCUUCCCUUCUGCUGUACUGAAGUACCACCGUUCAUGUUUUAUGGGAAUAAUCCAUUUUUGUUAAUUUCUGUUACACAAUUCAUCCUAUUUUGUCAAUCUUAAGUAAAAUUUAAUAACUGGAGGAUUUUACUCCCAAUUUACUUCUAGUAGAUAAGAGACUAAAAGGACGAUUACUAUGUUUGUAAGGUUUAAUUGAUUCAUUGUGUACUAAAUUAAUAACCGGGUAUUUUUGUUACAGCACAGCCCUGAUCAGAAUAAUGUGUUAAAAGAGUUCGUAUAUAUUAAUUUGUAUAGCCGUCGUAGAGUUGGGAUGAUACCAUACUUUAUAUACUCAAUUCUUGAUGUAGUUUUCAGCUUGGAUGAUAUUUAAACAAGAUAAAAUGAGGUGUGUUAUGAAACAUGCAAAUUUUAAGAAUGUAUAAAAAAACCUCCAGGGUGAUGGGUUUUUUUUCUUAUAGAAAUACAUAUUUUGUUCCACUUGCCACUGGUUGUACAAUACUCUCCUGGUGGUGGUGUAGGCUUUACAUCAGUAGGACUAUGCUGCUCUCCGAGAUACUGGAUUCACAUCAAAUUUGUAUAAAUACGUAAUGUAUUGCUGGAAACUGAAUAUUAAUAGAACAAUGUUUAAUUAAAACUAAUACAGAAAAUUUAACACUUUUUAGACACUUUAAUUGCUGCUUUAAUUGCAAAUGUAAAAAUAAAAAAUAAAGUAUUAUAUUUAUUUAUACUAUCUUCAAAAAUUUAGACUGUUAAUAAAGUAAAGAUAAAAUAACAUUUAGUAUUUCUCCCCCUUUGGCUCUCCCCCCCCCCCCCUUUUAUAAGCAUAUGAUGGGUAUAUGUUGUAGCAACUAGAGGGUAAUGCUAUGCUUAUCUUGGUCACAUAUAGGAUAUUAAUUAUGACUAGUCAUUCAAAGAGAAAAUGUUAUAUGUAGUAGGAAUUUGUUGUCUGUUUGAAAAUAUUGCAAGGCUUUACAAAAUGUUCUCUCAUAAGAUUUAUUCAUGCCUAAAUAACUAGAGUAACUAAGUAGUAAUUAAGUGUGAAGUUAAACACAAAACACAAUCAAAAGUUUUGCUCGUUAUUUUUUUAUUCAUGUUUUCUCAUUUGGCAAGUCUGUAGCUAGCUAGAUGAUUGUCAUCAUGGAAAAUAACUAUAGCAAUAACAGUAGUACCUUAUUUCUAGGGUGCACAUGGUGGUUGUGAGGUUUUUGAAAUGCAUAUUUUAAUAACAAAUUGUAUCUCAUGAUAUUAAACUCUCUAUUAGAUAUAAUAAACUGUUUAAAACUAUUGUUUUGUGUAAGUCGUGUUUUGUAUAGCAAUUCACAUUUCUUGUUAGUUAUAAAAUUUUUACUGUUGUGCAUAUUCACAGAAAUAAAAAAAAAAGCAAUGAAUUGAAGAAAUUGCUGAUAAAUUUUUAAUGAGAAAAACUUUUUUAUUGAACCGUAUUUAUGUUAAAAAUGUUUAAAUUGUACUUAUGCACAUGAAAAAAAAAGGUUGGUGUUAGGCACAUAUUUAAAUACUAGAGGUAAAAGAAGUACUUAUAGUUGCACUAUGUUAAUCACUUCUAAAGUGUUUGUCACACUGUUUUGUUUGCUCAUUGUAAUUAUUUUUGUAUCAUGUAUUAUUGAAUACUUAAUUUUUUUAAAUUUCAAUGAAAAUGGUAUUUAAUAUUAUUAUAUGUUUUAAUUAGUUAGUUAUAUAGACAUACAAGAAUGAGAGUGGUGCAUGUCACAUAUGUAGGUAUGUAUACCUAGUUUUGAGAAAACAGAGAUAUGUUGUGUUUGCUUCCUAUGAUUAGUCAGAAGUGUUAAUAGUUCUGAAGAAAUGUAUACAUUUCAUUAUAUAAUGUUUGUUAAUAAUUUUAUGUUAGUAACACAUUUAAACUUUAUUCAAGGUAUGAAAACAUAAGCCACUGACAAUUUUAAUUUUAACUUACAUUUUAGAUAUUAGUUAUUAUUUAUCACCACCACCAUCCAAGUGACUAUCUCUAUAAUUUUCCAACGCAAUUUACAUAUAAAAUAUAGUUUUUUUUAUCUGUUGGAAAUAAAUACACAUUACUCUGGUCAGAUGAAAACAAUAUAAAAGAAAAUACUUUCUUUCUGUGUAAUACCAAAAUUAUUUCUGAAUACUAAUACACAUAUCAGAAUCUAUCAUGUAUCUAAUUCUGAAGCAUAUUUUGCCAUGACCAUGAAUAAUGACAGACAGAAUUUUCCUAAUUAACGGAACACAUUACUUUUGAAGUGCUGAUAAUAUAAAUGUAAUCCACAAAAUAUGAUUCCCUUGGCAAUUUAUUUUUAAUAUAAAUUGUUUUUGACUUGCAACAUUAUUUAUUAAUUAGAAUACAAAAUGAAAAUUAAGUCAUAAACUUACCUCAAAAAUAUUGAAUUGCACCACUCCCAUUCUGAUGUCUAUAUUGGUAUAAAAAAAAAAUUAUUUUUUCCUCAGUUGGUGAUACACUGUAGCAUGUACUUCAUUUUACUUUUGUCAAUUUUGGCUUUAUUUUAUUUUUCAUUGAACAUUGUAACAGGGAAGACGUUUAUUAAAUCUGUAAAUAAUCUAAGCAAAUAAAUGAUAAAACUCUU
Molecule: messenger RNA, 8776 nt
Organism: Bacillus rossius redtenbacheri
Lineage: Eukaryota; Metazoa; Arthropoda; Insecta; Phasmatodea; Bacillidae
Product: androgen-induced gene 1 protein-like
Exons: 6
Coding region: 1-753 (250 amino acids)
Cellular component (GO): membrane; endomembrane system
Source: RefSeq, a predicted model, not a curated record